Messenger RNA from Emericellopsis atlantica, 1140 nucleotides. RefSeq lists its product as uncharacterized. The transcript is spliced from 3 exons. The record is from RefSeq and is a predicted model, not a curated record. The coding region runs from base 203 to 1024 and encodes 273 amino acids. Lineage: Eukaryota; Fungi; Ascomycota; Sordariomycetes; Hypocreales; Bionectriaceae.
GCCGCUAUAAUAAUUUGGCUGCAUCUCCAUGUUUCUCGGUGACACCCUUCUUCUAUGAGAACGCCUCGGCCGAAGAUCACGGCCCACAGCCAUGUGAUAUCUCACGAGCGGCACAAUUCAAGGCUCGCCUCACACUACAAGACAGCUAUAACUCGGGCCAGAAAAUUCAGUACCGUUGGACCAACCACCACUUCAUGCUCUCAUGGCGCCAUCUAGUCGUCAUGUUGCUACGAGGGGAAUGCCAAGAUGGCUCGAAAUCCAUCUGCUUGUCAGCAGGAUCACCACGGUGAUCAUGUUUUUCGGCGGCACCCUAGCCAUCGCCUUUGGCGACGUGCUGAGGGAAGACCUCCAAAACGACACCAAUGAUAGGACUUGUGAUAUGUCGUAUAUCAAGGGCGCCUCCGAGCCUUGGGAGCCGAACGUCGGAUUUGAGAACAAGCCAGGUCGCUACCACGCGGAAUGCCGUCUUCUCGUGUCCUGGGCUUGCAUUGUGAUCGCCGCUGGAUCUAUCAGCCUGGUACGCCUCUUUCUAGAGAUGAUCUUUCCGCACGGCGCUGUUAUCUACGCCCCGGCUUACAGCUACGGUCUGCGGUGUGGUGUUUCUCUCGCGUCGUUUCUACUAUACCUCUCGGGCUCUCUUAUUCUAGGGAGAAGCCCUCUCAUCAUAGGCCAAGGUGUUACCGGAGUUGAUGUCCUCUAUUGCCUCUGUCUAGUUGCCCUGUGUUUGUUCACCGUCGCAACAGCACAGCAGACAUUUGCUGAAGGGCAGGCAGCGUGGCUGAUAUAUCAACGACAGAUUGCCCGCCAACGGAAUGAUUGCUUCGACGAGCGUCUUGAGCUCCAGCCCGUGGGUGCCCCCGAGGAGAGCACGCAACAUCAUGACAAUGACAGGGGAGUGGCGAGCUGGGAGAAAUCGGAAAAGAAGGAUAACCCUCAUGGCGACCGUGGGACGGAUACACUCGAUGCUGAGGCGCCGAGUGGAGAGAGUCAACAUGAGUAUCGCAACCUCGGCCUUGCCUUAUGAGAGUUCAAAGUUAGGAACAAUUUCAGACUGUCGGUCUGCGACUCCCAGUUAUUUCGUGGGUAGAUGAUCACCUAAUACAAUCGUAUUCCACAACCUCCCUGUGGAUCCCGACCGCA